This is a messenger RNA of Meloidogyne enterolobii, 1105 nucleotides long. NCBI's taxonomy places the organism in Eukaryota, Metazoa, Nematoda, Chromadorea, Rhabditida, Meloidogynidae. The record is from the annotation of a GenBank genome assembly.
UUUACUUUUAAAAUUUUCAGAGUGUUUUUUUUCGCCGCCACAGGACCGAUUUUCUCACUUAUAAAUUAUUUCAACCAGAUCCCAAACUUUAUGACUUUGAAUUGAGUAGAGAACUUGAAGAAAAGUGGAAAUGUGCGAUAAAAAGAAGAAUUCCAGUGUUUUUUUAUCCUGAACAUGUACUAGAAAUGGCUUAUCUUGCAGUGCAUAAAAGUAGCCAUAAAAUAAGCAAAGGUUUGUUAGCAGUAGUUUAUUUCCCGGACCCCAUUUUCUCAGAUUUGUUCCUCGAUUCCGCUCAAUUUUGAACAGCAGGAUAAACAGUCAAUUUCUCCAAUUGCGACCCAAAAUUUAGUUAUUUUAAGCUACAAUCAUCUUUUUUGGGAAAAUUCUUUUUAAUACUAUUUUUUGACCUCCAGGAUCAGUUGACCGCUAGGUGUUACCUCUAAGAAUUUGAGGGAAGGGCGCGCGGUCAUAAUACUUGCUUCAAAGAUUUCUUAAUCCUACCCGAUUUAGUAUCAAGCAAUUCCACUCAUCGAGCUACAUUUUCCAGCAAGUUAUGGCCGGCGCCGUUUUAUGCUUACCCAGGAUUUGAUCACUUUUUUAUUUAGAUUCCCCUUUCAAUUUCAAAUUACCAAACGUUCCAAAAACUAUUGAAGAAAUGAAGAUUUUUCGUUAUUUAUUUCAACAACUUUUUAACUCUGCCUUUGACAACGUCUGUUUUGGUUGCUAUACAAUCAACUCAGAAAUGAUGGAAUUAUUAUUUUAUGAAAAUGAAACAAAUAUGCCUUUACAAAUAUAUUCUAAAAAGGCUAGACUAGAGAUUAAAGAUGGAAAUACUGAGUCUUUUUUUCCAUUUAUUUGGAAUCAUUUGGUCUCUAAUGUAUUUAAAUUGGAUAUUUAUAUACAAAACAACACGGAAAAACAUUACAAUAAUUUAUUCAAAAUUUUGACGACUGGAAGAAAUAAAUUUUCUGCCGCUUAUUUUUGUUGUCAUAACCAAAAAUAUUACAAUCUUAUUAUUCAGGUAAUAGUCAAGGUGUUGACCUUCUGGGUUGAUCCGGUUUUACCACUCCAAAUCUUUUGUGGAUCUGGACUUAUUGUUAAAUAA